This is a messenger RNA of Cladophialophora carrionii CBS 160.54, 1734 nucleotides long. RefSeq lists its product as uncharacterized. Bases 1 to 1734 code for a protein of 577 amino acids. The transcript has a single exon. Lineage: Eukaryota; Fungi; Ascomycota; Eurotiomycetes; Chaetothyriales; Herpotrichiellaceae. The record is from RefSeq and is a predicted model, not a curated record.
AUGGCUCGCGUGCGCGAGAGCUCGAGCAAAGCGGUGGGUGAUCCUGUCGUCAAUGCCACAGAUAUCGACCAGCAGGAUGCCAUGGACGCACGUGUUCAGGCCCAGUUCGUGUUCAUUGCGUCGACAGGCCACAAGACGAAGCCGGAUCGCCAACAGCUCCGGACCCUGCGGGGACAUGUUAUGCACAACUACCUGGAGCGGAGGGAUGCUGGGAAGCAAGAAGGCGAAGCCGACAAAGCGGGCGGAGUGGCGCUGAACACUGCGCAUUCGCACGGUCGGGAUUCAGAACAUGGCAUGAGCGGCGGGCAGAAGAUGAGAUUUAGGAUGCGAUCCGGGGAAUUGGAGCUUCGGCACCCAUACCGGUACCGCACCGGCAAGAAGAGGAAGCAAAGAAACACGAGCGAAGAUGAGCGGGAAGGAGAUUCGACAGCAAAUGUAUCAUCCGCCAUCACCGAGCGACAGGUCGCCACCGACUCAGGCUUCGUGCCAGGCAUGCCCGUGACGUGGCUGGGGUCUCGCAAGAUAGACGUUUUCAAAGUCUUGCCGGUGCAGAUGGAUCAGGGAGAUGAGACCUCGCUCUUCCUGUUCCAGCAAUACGAGCGGUACCCUUGGUGUCCCAUCAAUGGCCAGAGUUCCUGGUCGUCGUUCGCGAUAUCCGACCAGUUGGUCUUCCACGCGACAAUGUUCAGCUGGGGCAUGCAUUUCCGGCACCGCAGACCAGUGCCCGAUCCGCAGGAGGAAAUGAAGACACUGCAGCACAAGGUAGCGGCUAUAUCACUCAUCAACGAUCGCUUGUCCGACUUGGAGCAGGCGGCGAAUGAUGAGACAGUCGCGGCGGUUGCAGCCUUGACCAACAUCGCCCUUGUCAUUGACUCCUACCCCGAGGCGAGCAAGCACAUGGCGGGUCUGUGGGCGAUUGUGCAAAUGCGCGGGGGGCUCUCGUCGCUAAAAUCCAACGUUCAACAACACCUCCAGCGGCUGAUCAGCUGGAACGACCUGAUAUACUCGGAAGUGUUUGAUGAGAAACUGCGCUUCCCACCGAUCGAAGUCUGGGACGAGUCGUGGGGAACUCUUGAGCGGCGCCAGACCACCUCGGGGUCAUUGCCUGGCCUGAGCCGGGAAGAACUCGAUACAGCCGGAGUUCCUCACCACCAGGUCGUCGGUCUCCUCAGCGACAUCCGUGACCUCUGUGAUGCCGAGCAGAUCAGCCCCCUGAGGCUCACCAACGACCAGGGGCGGAUGCGCCGAGCCGACAUGUUCCACCGCAUCGAGAGAAAGUUGUGGGUCAUUGUCCAAGGGGAUACCACGCUGGGGGACAAUCACUGGAGCGUGACCAUAUGGAGGGCGGUAUCGUUGUCGGCCUUGCUGUUCACCCACCAUUACUUGCGCGGCAAUCCGCUGAAGUACCGGCAUUUCAACGUCCUGUCAAUACAGCUCUACGACACGCUGCUAGCGAUGGACCAGGACCUGACGGAGCUGGAUUUCGCUCCCUCGCUGCUCAUCUGGAUGUUGGGUACCGGGGCGGUGACCACCUCGUUGUCCCCGGUCGUGCAUGCGUCGUUCAUCUUCAUGCUUGGUCGAGCGUGCGUCAAGCAUGGACUAGUAGACUACGACCGGUUCCGAUGGACUCUGAGCCAGUUUCUGUGGACCGGCGAGGCCGAUGAGCUGAGAUAUUCGAAGCUCUGGCACGAGCUGGAACCGGCCAUGCAGGUGACUCAUCUCGAGGCCGCUUAA